This is a messenger RNA of Toxotes jaculatrix (banded archerfish), 2152 nucleotides long. It is a transcript of the gene mntb, whose product is annotated as MAX network transcriptional repressor b. Lineage: Eukaryota; Metazoa; Chordata; Actinopteri; Toxotidae. The coding region runs from base 257 to 2080 and encodes 607 amino acids. The record is from RefSeq and is a predicted model, not a curated record. Gene Ontology annotation, biological process: regulation of transcription by RNA polymerase II. Gene Ontology annotation, molecular function: DNA-binding transcription factor activity, RNA polymerase II-specific; protein dimerization activity; RNA polymerase II cis-regulatory region sequence-specific DNA binding. The transcript is spliced from 6 exons.
UGUGUGUAUUCCCGUGCUCGCAUCGCCAUCUUGUUGCAAUCCUAUUUUUUACGUAUACGAGGAUCUACUUUCCGUUCGACCGGAUUAGAAAUAACCCUUCUGCUUUCAGGAGAAACACAGGGGACGACAAGCUUGGGCCUGCGGGUGUGAACCGUGCACACGGCGCUUCCUAGCGGGACACUACUGUCUACCCCUCCGUCUUUUUCCUCUUUCCGUCCCGGGCCACCGGGUUGCCUGUCGUGGGGGUUUACGCGCAAUGAGCAUCGAUACACUUUUGGAGGCGGCCAGAUACCUGGAAUGGCAAGCCCAGCAACAACAGAUCACACGUGAGGAAGAGCAACGCAAAGAGAAGGAGCUCAUCCACAGGGAAGCGGAGUCGAGGCGUGUGGAAAUUGUGACCUCGACGCCUCAGCCAAUCAGAGUCAACCACGUCACUUGGGGCGAUGAUGCUCACCGUCACCCACACCACCCUCCUGCCGCUCCGCCCCCCUCUCUCCCACCUCCUCAAGUCCCCAUUGCUGUCAUCCCAAUGGUCCCAGUUGUCACUGCCACACCCUCGGUCCCACCCCUUCCACUUCCAACACCAAUUGCUGCGGCGGCGACGUCACUCAACAGCUCCCCGCCGGCCAAGAAUGCUUCCUCACCUCCGCAGCCGCAGGCCUCUCGUCACCUGUUGUGCGCCCCCCAGAUGAAAGUAGAGACUAGUCAGCAGUUGAUUGGUGCAAAGCCCAGCCAACCACAGCCUCAGGUUCAGAUUCAGUACCCAACCUCCAUCAGCACUAAUGGUUCUGGCUCUCAACAUGCACUGGCUCCCCAUCAAGCUCCACCCGCACCUCAGCCCCGGCCGAAUGGAGUGGCGAUGGAGGAAAUGAGGGGGAUGGAGGGGAAGAGGAGACCAGGAGGAGCGGGGACCAGAGAGGUGCAUAAUAAACUGGAGAAGAACAGGCGAGCACACCUCAAAGAGUGUUUUGAGACGCUGAAGAAGAACGUUCCGAAUGUUGACGAGAAGAAAACCUCCAACCUCAGCGUUCUCCGCAGCGCUUUGCGUUACAUACAGACUCUGAAGCGUAAGGAGAAGGAGUACGAGCAUGAGAUGGAGCGCUUGGCCAGAGAGAAGAUCGCCACACAGCAGCGGCUGGCCGAGCUGAAGAACGAGCUCAGCCAAUGCAUGGACGUCAUGGAGAUCGACAGAGUCCUCCGACAGACGAUCCAGCCAGAAGAUGACCAGGCCUCCACAUCCACCGCCUCAGAAGGAGAAGACAACUUCGAGCAGGACAUGGACGAGGAUGUCCCUGCUCCUCCUGCUCCCACAUCCCUCCCCAAAACAACACCUCCCAUCUUACAAGCCCAGCCACUGCUCACCCCUCACCUGUCAAUCCAGCACACCACCCUGCCUCUCUCUGGAGUGCUGACCACACCCUCCCCCUCUGGUCCCGCUCCCCCUCAAGCCAUCGCCCCUGCUCCAGCCCCAGGUCCACCCCCUCCAGCGCCAGCUCAUCCCAUUCAGCCCCCAGCUGUGCAGGUCCAGCCCACCGUCAUCGCUCAUGCCGCCGUCUCCCACCCUUCAGUCAUCCAAGCAGUCAACCAUGCCCUGCCAGCCAAUCACAAGCACCUAACACACAUUGCCCCAUCACCUGGCCCCACUUCCUCUACCCCUCAGCCAAUCACAGCGGCUCCAGCUGGCACUGCCACUCACCAGCCAAUAGCCGCCCAGUCCAUUGGACACAUCACCGUCCACCCAGUGGCUCACCUAGGAGCUCCCUUGGGAGCUCCCCUGCCACCCCACCUCCAGACUCUUUACCCCCAGGGCGUGUCUGUCUCCCAGCCCACCAUGGUGGGCCACAUCACUCACACCUUCACCCAUCACACCCUGCCCCACGUCCAAGCUAAUCCUCAAGCUAACACUAAUGGAGCCCAGGUGAACAGCGCAGCCAUGGUGAGCCAGGGGAGCCCGUCGCUAGGGAAACCCACAGCAGUGCUGGCCCCCCACCCGCAGCUGGUUGGACAGGCUGCCGUCCUGAACCCUGUCACCAUGGUUACAGUCCCAACCUUUCCUGUCAGCACACUCAAACUGGCCUGAAAGAGUUAAAAAAAAAAAAAAAGAAAGAAGGAAAAACAAAAACAAUAUGGGAUGGACUCAAGGAGAGAAAGA